Messenger RNA from Molossus molossus (Pallas's mastiff bat), 933 nucleotides. RefSeq names its product olfactory receptor 4F21-like. The transcript has a single exon. Gene Ontology annotation, cellular component: membrane. Gene Ontology annotation, molecular function: olfactory receptor activity; G protein-coupled receptor activity. Gene Ontology annotation, biological process: G protein-coupled receptor signaling pathway. NCBI's taxonomy places the organism in Eukaryota, Metazoa, Chordata, Mammalia, Chiroptera, Molossidae. The record is from RefSeq and is a predicted model, not a curated record.
AUAGGAAAUCAUUCGGUGGUGUCUGAAAUUGUGUUGGUGGGACUCAUCAGUUCUUUGGAGAUGCAAAUAGUCCUCUUUCUGGUUUUUUCUGUGUUCUACUUAACAGAUGUUUUAGGAAACCUCUUCAUUGUGCUCACAGUGGCCUCUAACUCCCAUUUACAAUCCCCCAUGUACUUCCUGCUGGCCAACCUCUCCUUUAUUGACACAUGGGUUUCCUCCAUUUCAGUUCCCAAGAUGAUUUCUGAUCUGUUCAAGGAGAGGAAAGUAAUCUCUUUCCAAGGCUGCACUGCUCAGAUGUUCUUCAUCCAUGUUAUUGGAGGCACUGAGAUGGUUCUGCUCAUUACCAUGGCCUUUGAUUGUUAUGUUGCUAUAUGUCGGCCUCUUUACUACCCGACUAUCAUGAACUUCAGAACUUGUAUUUUACUCUCGGUGGCUGCCUGGACCAUUGGAAUAAUCCACUCAUUGAUCCAACUUGUAUUUGUUAUAAACCUACCAUUAUGUGGCCCCAAUGAAGUUGACAGCUUUUACUGUGACCUUCCAUGAUUUAUCAAGCUUGCUUGCACAGACACUUACAGAUUGGAACUCAUGGUCACCACUAAUAGUGGUUUCAUCUCCCUGGGAACUUUUCUCAUUUUGAUUAUCUCCUGUAUCUUCAUUUUGGUCACUGUUUGGCAACAUUCUUCAGAUGGCUUGUCCAAGGCCCUCUCUCCCCUGUCAGCUCACAUCACAGUGGUGGUCUUAUUUUUUGGUCCAUGUAUUUUUGUGUACUCUUGGCUAUUGCCCACAGUACCAGUAGAUAAAUUCCUUGCCAUUUUUGAUGUAAUUAUCACCCCAUUUCUGAACCCUGUCAUCUACACUUUCAGGAACAAAGAGAUGAAGAUGGCAAUGAGGAGAAUAUUCAAUCAGGUGUUAAGUUUCAGAAAGCUGUUUUAA